Aspergillus welwitschiae is the source of this 848-nucleotide messenger RNA. Its product is annotated as protein tyrosine phosphatase-like domain-containing protein. Bases 127 to 759 code for a protein of 210 amino acids. NCBI's taxonomy places the organism in Eukaryota, Fungi, Ascomycota, Eurotiomycetes, Eurotiales, Aspergillaceae. The record is from RefSeq and is a predicted model, not a curated record. Gene Ontology annotation, biological process: sphingolipid biosynthetic process; very long-chain fatty acid biosynthetic process; fatty acid elongation. Gene Ontology annotation, cellular component: endoplasmic reticulum membrane. Gene Ontology annotation, molecular function: 3-hydroxyacyl-CoA dehydratase activity. The transcript is spliced from 3 exons.
CUACGGACUCUUCUUUCUACUUAAGCUAUUAUUUAUCUACAACCCUUUCACUUCACCACACCCUCCCACCACAACACACACCCAGAUCCCUCCCUUCCCCCUACCAAAGGGAGAAACAUCAACACAAUGGGACUAACCCGCCCCUACCUCCUCCUCUACAACGCCCUCUCCCUCACCCUCUGGGCAACAUGCACCAUCCGCGGCCUCUCCCUCCUCCCAUCCACCAGCAUCUCCAAGAUAUUUAAUGAUGUCUACCCCACCCUCCUAACAACCCAAUCCCUCGCCCUCCUCGAGAUCCUCCACAGUCUGCUCCGUCUCGUCCGCGCCCCGGUCCUCACUACCGCUAUGCAGGUCGCCAGUCGCAUACUUCUCGUUUGGGGGAUCAUGUAUCCGUUCCAGGGCGUUAUCGUGGGUGGAAGUGAGGAGGCGGGGCUUGGUGACUAUGCAUUCCUGGGUUGUUUGAGCGCGUGGGGUGUUACCGAGUGUAUUCGCUAUGGGUUCUUUGCGUUGCAGUUGUCCGGAGUGGGUGUGCCGGGGUGGUGGGCUUGGUUGAGGUAUAAUACGUUCUAUGUGCUCUAUCCGCUGGGUAUUACGAGUGAGUGCGUUAUGGUGUUUAAGGCGUUGGGCCCGGCGGGGGAGUUGGUGAGUCCGCUUUAUAAGUGGUUUUUGGUCGCGGUGUUGGGGAUUUAUGUUCCUGGAUCGUAUAUUUUGUAUACGCAUAUGAUUGCACAGAGGCGCAAGGCAAUGAAGAAGAAAUAAGUGCGUGCGUUGUUUGGUUGGUUGAGUGAAGAUAAAGGGCGAUGUGAAGGGUAGAAGAGAGGGUAGUAGAUGUGCGCGAUGGACAUAGU